UUAGACAAUGCAACAUGUGGUGUUUUUCCUAUGUUUUGUGAAAGUUAUUGAAUCUAUGUAUUAUGCAAAAAUAGGGCAACCCGGCUGCUUGUUGUUCAAUGGAAGUUGCGUAGAGGAAUGCCCAGAAAACAUGCAUCGUUUGAACAGCGAAUGUCGUCCGACACCGUCGCAGCGGACUUGCGACGAGCCUGUCGCAAUAUCAAUGGGCACUAUUUGCGAUUGGUCGCGAUGCGAUUGCGAUUUCCCCUUCGUGCUACACCCUCCGUCGGGUUAUUGCUUCGCUUACGAAGAUUGUCCCUGAUACGUUUUCUGAUUGAAUUUUCUGGUUAUCGGGAAAAUAUUAGAGU
Messenger RNA from Achroia grisella, 347 nucleotides. RefSeq lists its product as uncharacterized. Bases 8 to 301 code for a protein of 97 amino acids. The record is from RefSeq and is a predicted model, not a curated record. NCBI's taxonomy places the organism in Eukaryota, Metazoa, Arthropoda, Insecta, Lepidoptera, Pyralidae. The transcript has 2 exons.